Messenger RNA from Clonostachys rhizophaga, 1158 nucleotides. NCBI's taxonomy places the organism in Eukaryota, Fungi, Ascomycota, Sordariomycetes, Hypocreales, Bionectriaceae. The record is from the annotation of a GenBank genome assembly.
AUGUCUUCCCAACCUCCUCACCCGGCCCUGCUCAUUCCCGGGCCAAUUGAGUUCGAUGACGCUGUUCUCCAGUCCAUGAGCCACUACAGUGAGAGCCACGUCGGCCCAGGCUUUGUCGCGACCUUCGGAGAGACAUUGACUCAGCUGCGUCAGCUGUUCCAAUCCACCGACCCUGCCGCUCAACCCUUUAUCAUCUCCGGCUCAGGCACCUUGGGCUGGGAUCUCGUUGCCGCCAACCUUGUCGAGGCUGGCGAGAGCGCUCUUGUCCUGAGCACGGGCUACUUCGGCGAUGGGUUCGCCGACUGCCUUCGAACAUACGGCGCAGACGUUACCAAGAUCGAUGGUCCUGUCGGAGGGCGCCCCUCAUUAGAAGAGGUUGAGGCCGCUCUUUCAAAGAAGAAGUACAAGAUCCUGACUGUUACCCACGUCGACACCUCCACCGGCGUUCUCAGUGAGCUUAAGAACCUCACUGCAACCGUCAAGCGAGUCUCCCCCGAGACCCUGGUCAUUGUCGAUGGAGUGUGCAGUGUAGCUUGCGAGGAGAUCGCAUUCGACUCCUGGGGCCUGGAUGGUGUUGUCACAGCCAGCCAAAAGGCUAUCGGCUGCCCCGCCGGUCUGUCCAUCUCCUUCUUCAGCGCAAAGGCCAUCGAGGCCUUCAACAGCCGCAAAACCCCUCCUGCCUCUUACUUUGCUUCUUUCAAGAACUGGGCACCAAUCAUGAGGAACUACGAGGCUAAGAAGCCAUCCUACUUCGCCACGCCCUCGCCCCAGCUCAUCCACGCCCUCAACACCGCACUGUCACAGAUCCUGACUAGGCCACUGGCCGAGCGUUUCCAAAAACAUGCCGAGGUUUCGGAUCGUGUCAAGAAGGCUGUCAAGGAUCUCGGCCUCGAGGUUGUGGCUACCAAGCCCGAGGACCAGGCACACGCCAUGACGGCUAUUUACCUGCCCGAGAAUGUGACGAUCCCCGAUAUUCUGCCGAAGCUGUCCACCAAGGGCGUCAUCUUUGCUGGUGGCAUUCAUAAGGCUAUUGCUACCAAGUACAUCCGCUUUGGGCACAUGGGUGUCAGCGCCCUGGACCCGAACCGCAAGGACAUCGACCUGGCGCUCGAUGCGCUGCGAUCGGGCCUGUCAGAGUGUGGGUAUCAGAAGGCAUAG